AUGGAUUUCUGUCAACAGUACCCCGGUGCUAUUCCAUAUCCUGGAAAGAAACCUUUUGGCCCUUCUUUCAAUCAUAGUACCAUGAAAUGGGUUUUCUUCACCGGGGCUCGUUUGCAAGUUGAAGGAAUGCAAGAGCCUAAUUGGCUGUUUAUGGAUAUACCUCCUUGGUGUGAGCCUGCGAUGAGCAGGCAUCUGCCUGAGUUUCCAAAGGAACCUCAAUGGGAUGUGAUCAUUAAGGAUACCGACAUACCUGACGGGGAUCCUUUCAUUUCGGAGAUGUCUGAUGGCGUCCAGGAACAACAGUAUAUUAUGCCUGCCGAUAACCACCCGUCUAUUCCUCCUAACCGCCGAUUUUCACGUAUGACCCAUCCAGGAUUCCGUGUACGUCGAGACACCCCCUUGUAUCAGAUGCUCCGACAGUUGGUUCCCACCGUGACCAAUAGCCCUCCGCAGCCGUCCCCAGAUGGCUCAGCUCAAGCCCAGGCGAGACCAAGUGGUUCUGAUAUUAAAGAUGAUAUUCUUAUCGUCGGAGGAAUAAAGGUCACAGACGACAACGCUCAAGAUCUCCUUCCUCUUGGAGCUCGCCUUUUUGUUGGAAAGUAA
This is a messenger RNA of Aspergillus luchuensis, 603 nucleotides long. RefSeq lists its product as uncharacterized. The record is from RefSeq and is a predicted model, not a curated record. The transcript has a single exon. Bases 1 to 603 code for a protein of 200 amino acids. Lineage: Eukaryota; Fungi; Ascomycota; Eurotiomycetes; Eurotiales; Aspergillaceae.